Linum trigynum is the source of this 2074-nucleotide messenger RNA. NCBI's taxonomy places the organism in Eukaryota, Viridiplantae, Streptophyta, Magnoliopsida, Malpighiales, Linaceae. The record is from the annotation of a GenBank genome assembly.
ACAGUUAAAGUUGACCACUUCCAACUUCCCAACUGACCAAUUCCUGGAUUUGGGUAAAAUCCUGCAUUGUCAACUCUCCAUGCAGAUUCACCUCCUUUUUCCCCUCACAAUCAUACACUAAUAUCCCGCGUGACAUUAAUGAACACAACCAAACCCUCUCAACUGUGACUCUGCCCCCAAUUAAAGCAAAUCGCCACACUACUUGUUCCCUCCCUCCAUUCUUCCUCUUCAUUCCGCCAUUAUCACUCCCCCUAUAAACUCCUCCACCUCUUCACAUCCAAACCUACAUUGCAAUCUCUCCCUCACCAUUCCUUCCCAUCUCCAGCCAUGGCCGCCGCCUUAGCCUUGGUAGCACUAUUAGUCCUCCUCCAGCAACAACAUUGUGCCAUUGCACAGCAAGUCCCCGGCUACUUCAUCUUCGGCGACUCCCUCGUCGACAAUGGCAACAACAACCAGCUCCAGUCCCUCGCCAGAGCCGACUACAUGCCCUACGGUAUCGACUUCCCCGGCGGCCCCUCUGGCCGCUUCUCCAACGGCUUAACCACCGUCGAUGUCAUCGCCGAGCAAUUGGGAUUCGACGACUACAUUCCGCCGUACGUGACGGCGAGCGGGCAGGACGUUCUCGGAGGAGUGAACUACGCCUCGGCGGCGGCGGGGAUUCGGGAAGAAACCGGGCGGCAGCUGGGAGGAAGGAUUAGCUUCAGCGGGCAAGUGAGGAACUACCAGAACACGGUGCGGCAGAUCGUGGACAUCCUCGGCAGCGAGGACGCGGCGGCGGACCAUUUGGGCAAGUGCAUCUACUCCAUCGGACUGGGCAGCAACGACUACCUCAACAACUACUUCAUGCCGCAGUUCUACAACACCGGCAGCCAGUUCACGCCGGAGCAGUACGCCAGCGACCUCAUCCGCCGAUACACUCAGCAGCUACAGAUCAUGUAUAACUAUGGGGCGAGGAAGUUCGUGCUGAUCGGAGUGGGUCAGAUCGGGUGCAGCCCGAGCGAGCUGGCGCAGGGGAGUCCUGACGGGAGAACAUGCGUGCAGAGGAUCAACGCCGCGAAUACGAUCUUCAACAACAAGCUUCGAUCCCUCGUCGCGCAGUUCAAUCGGAACACACCAGAUGCGAAAUUCAUCUACAUCAAUGCGUACGGGAUUUUCCAGGACUUGAUUAACAGCCCUGCUCGUUUCGGGUUUAGAGUGACGAACGCCGGGUGCUGUGGAGUUGGGAGGAACAACGGUCAGAUUACUUGCUUGCCGUUCCAGACGCCGUGCCGGAACAGGAACGAGUACUUGUUCUGGGAUGCUUUCCACCCGACGGAGGCGGCGAAUGUAGUCGUCGGACGGAGGUCUUACAGGGCGGCGUCGCCUUCCGAUGCUUACCCUUACGACAUUCGCCGCCUCGCCCUCGCGUAGCUCUAAACUUCCGCCAUCGGAGACCUUUGAGAGACCAGCUGAGGCACAUCGGUGCGAUUUGCAACUUGCAGCAGUCCUUCCUUCAUUUGUAUACUUGUUCUUGCCAAGCAUAUGAAAAUACUCUGUUUUUUGGUGUUUCUUCUCCCAAGUGUUCCAACAGAUUUGUGUAUUGUCUCUGUUUUUUGCCAACUAUUUUUGUGAUGCUGUAAUGAUUGUGUAGUGAUGAAAUGGAAGGUUCAGAAUCUUGCCUCUUUUAUUAGAACUCAUUGUCAUGCAUCUGUAAGAUAUUGAUUGAAACCUGAAUCAUGUCCCUAAAUUCCUACUUUGGGAACAUUUUGUCACAUUGUACAAGAUUUGUUUCAAAGUCUAGUAGAGAAAUGGACCGGCGAAAUUGUUGGCGGCUUGGAUUGGAAGGGAUGCGUCACUGACUCACUGUAGACAUACGAAUCACUCGAGUUGCAGAAUGUUCCAUUGGGAUGCAUAGUCUUACGAUCUGCUCUUUGCAGCAGAGCUCCUUCGUGUAUGCAAGAGAUGCAGAAAAAGAGAGAAAAAAGGGAAAAGACUUAUCAGCGUUUCUAGGGUGAUUAUAUGUAUAGGUGAGGGAAGAUGUUUGUGUUUGGUUUCGGUGUUACAUCAGGGAAUGUAAGAAAUACGGUUCUUCUGU